Molecule: messenger RNA, 1257 nt
Organism: Cyclocybe aegerita
Lineage: Eukaryota; Fungi; Basidiomycota; Agaricomycetes; Agaricales; Hemipholiotaceae
Source: the annotation of a GenBank genome assembly
AUGUCGCCGACCCGCACCCUGCCUGCAGCCGCCAACUCCUCUUGUUCUCUCACCAUCUACUGUGAUCCCUCGACAAGUUCCUUCAACGCUAGCACGACACACUCCUUUUGGGUGCUAUCGGUUACGAGCUCCUCACUUACGACCACCGAUGAAGCUGUUUCUUCGACGAAGAUUCCAAGACCCUACGAGACAGUUGUUCUCCUUCCGACCACCUGGCCUACAUUCCCCAGACCUUUGACUUUGGAGACCUCACAAGUAUCGGUCUUCUCGCCGUCGACUAGUGCUUCCUCCGCCCCUUCCACAAGUGGGCUCGGUCCCCCCACGAUCACGGGGAGUGUAGUUGAUUCUGCGCCCCAGAGCCUCGCAAUCGAAGGAGGAGACGCUGACUCGAGACCAUAUGCUCUUUCCGGUAUUUCGACGUCCUUCCCCGUUCAUUCGACAAGCGUGUCAAACAGCAUUUCAACCACACCAAAUGCUGCUGCUCGAAUAUCCUCCGCAGACGCGAGUUGGGGCUCUACCGCCUCAAGCGUGCUUCCCCUCCCAACCCAAAAUUCUUCGACUCCUCCCGCAGCUCCCUCGCCUCCAACCACUUGGCCGACCAUACCCACGACCAUCGACGGCGUUGCUGGACCUAGUUCUUCCAUAACGACAACGACCUCAACUUUAACAACUUCGACAACGUCGCCGCCCCAAACCGAGUUCAUGCUCGGAUAUGAACCCUCCUCGCACUCAACCGUGUCACUUUUCAGCGGCAUGGUGGUUGUAAUGAGGCCACCCGUCCUCCUACCGUCGAUAUGGCCAAUCCUCGAAAGUUCAACCACGCCAACAACGACAACCCCUGUACACAUUUCAACACCUGUGGAGGAUCUUCCAUCGCUUGUAACUCCUACCCCUGACCGUAUUCGGAAUCCAGACACUCCUGUCGUUUCGAACGACCUGGUUCAAGGGCCAUCGAGGCGGAAUGACCCGCAGCAACCUUCGCCCACUGAACCAUACUCCGGAGUCUCAUCAGGUCAGUCAACGGCGUCUACAGGAGCAGCGGCGGACGCAGGGGAUCUCGUUGGUUUUGGAUCAUCGUCGGACGUUGGUCAAUCCUCUCAUGCUCAGACGCAUACAACAUCGUCGUUAUCGGGAUCCACUUCGACUCCCGAAAUUUCAACAUCCACAACUGAUGAUACCGAUCAAGACGAUCAAGAUACACCGCCAUCCGCCACCAACGUCUUGAAUUCAUCGGCUACGUCGGUUUUUUUACCGUAG